This is a messenger RNA of Calliphora vicina (urban bluebottle blowfly), 771 nucleotides long. RefSeq lists its product as uncharacterized. The record is from RefSeq and is a predicted model, not a curated record. The transcript has 2 exons. Lineage: Eukaryota; Metazoa; Arthropoda; Insecta; Diptera; Calliphoridae. The coding region runs from base 1 to 771 and encodes 256 amino acids.
AUGGAAUUAAAGUCCAUACUACGUUUAACUGUUAUUCUAACAGUAUUUGCUGCUGCAACGCUAAAUGUCAAUGCUGCUAGACGUGUGGUACUACGCCCAUUAUCCGCCAAGGAAGUUAUAAAAAUUCUUAAGACAGCUGGCCGUGAAGAUGCCAUACCAGAGGGUCGCGUGGUUACUCAAGGACUGGCUGCAAUGACCGGUUUCGCUUUGGGCUUGACCAAAGGCAUUGGCGGUACUAUACUCUUUGACUUGGCUUCAUCAAAUGCUACCUCGCAGUUCAUCAACAACUUCAAUUACACUGCUAUGAUGGGCGAUUUCCAGGGUAUUAAUAUGACCGCUUUAACGCAUAUGUUUCCAUGGGGUUCAGCUAAUAAUUCAAGUGGUAUCAGGUACAAAACAACAGAGAUCUGCUUUAACACUCGCAUCGAAGAUCCCGUCGUUGAGGAGGUGGCAAGGCAGGCACCUGCCACAUCACCUGCUGACACUACUCCUACCGUAUCCGAUUCUCCAGCUACUGACGACGCCGCAACAGAUGGGACAGGUACCGAUACUGCUGACGCAAAUGAUACUGGGACCGGUGUUGCCGACGACACUGCAACCAACACUAACACUAACACUGGAACUGGUACGUCUAUUGACACAGGCACUGAGACCAAUACCAAAACGAACACGGUCACCCAAACUAGUACUGGUGACGGUCAGACAUGUAUAGUUUUGCAAAAGCCCAUAGUGCGUAAACGACGUUCGUCGCAUCGCAAACGCCGACGUUGA